CUCCGAACACUACUAUUUUGCUCAAGAAAUGGCACCGUUUGGUGAUCUCUGGCAGUCAGUCGAGAGAACAAACGGCGUCGGACUCAAUGAACGCGACGUGAAAAUUGUUGUCGAACAGAUUUGUUCUGCACUGGAGUUCAUGCACGACAAGGAAUUGGUUCACCGGGACGUCCGUGCUGAAAAUAUCUUAAUAUACUCUCCAAAUCUAACAAAAGUCAAAUUAACUGAUUUUGGUUUAACACGAAAAGUAGGCACUUUAGUGAAGAAGAGGGUGAAGUCAUUGCCGUCGUGUCCGCCGGAAGUGUGGGAAGCGGUGCUGUUAGAGGGCUAUAACAUACAGAUCGGGAGCGAUGUGUGGCAGUUGGCAAUGAUGGUCUACGUGUGUCUCACCACUCGCUUUCCAUGGGAUAAGGCAGACAUAACUGAUCCGAAAUUCACCGAAUUUGUUGAGUGGCAGAAACGCAAGACUACCCGAACUCCCAAAGAGUUCAGAGUAUUCUCUCCACGACUUCUGCGGCUUAUGAGACGACUGAUGGAGUUGAAGCCAAUGAAACGCUAUCCGGUCACUGAAGUGAACAAAUAUCUGAGGGAUCGAUGGCUCGUCCAUAAGUCUCAACGCGCCUCAUCAGUGCACUCACAUGUCUGUCCUAUUGUUGUCAAAGUAAUACUCUAUUCAUAAUAGAAUUUAUAUGAAAAUUAGG
Molecule: messenger RNA, 701 nt
Organism: Oppiella nova
Lineage: Eukaryota; Metazoa; Arthropoda; Arachnida; Sarcoptiformes; Oppiidae
Source: the annotation of a GenBank genome assembly